GGCCCGUCUUGAUGCUGUUCAGUCUUCUCUUUCUCCCCCGGCGUCCGCUAUGCCUCGACCACGACCUCUAACACAUGUUUCCAACUCUCAAUCAGUCGACUACUCUUCUCAAUCACAAUUAACACCUCGGACACCUCAUUCUCGGUCAGGUAGAGCAGAAGAAGCAUAUGGAGAGGUUGAAAUAGAUGGGGUAGAUGAACUACAGGAAGGUGAUAUGAGGAAUAUGCAGAACGUACCUUUGCUCAGGUCGUCUGCAAGUGAUACGUUUCCUGUUACUGGCUAUCGGGGACGAGGAGACGACCAUCGAGCGGAGACCAGGCGGCAGGGGCUGACUUUGAAACUAAUUGCCUCCAGGUUACCCAUCGUGAUUGGGUCUAUGGUAGCUGGUCUACUGCUCAUUCUCAUUGUGGUUUCGUAUCAGAAACCUGGGACGUUGGAAACAUAUAUAGGAGGAGUAGUUACACCUUCAGCAGCCUCUAGCCAAGACUCGACGAAUUCAACACAGCAAGACCACAAUCACGUAGAUCCAGCUAUACUCAUUUCCUACGAGAACUACACCUUUUUUCCUCUGAAGCCUGGAGAGUACGCUGCUGAGUGCCGUAAAAUGGUUGGGGUUUGGAUGGAAAACCAUGGGUAUUGGCAAAUUCCGCCCAUAGGGGUCAAGGACGUCAUCCACAAAUCAGGUCCACCAGUUUGCUCUAGCACUAUAACCUACAUGCUCGGUGGCAAGGUAGGACUCGUCGCGGAUCUAGCAUUAAUGGCACAGGCUGCUGCGUUGGCUCAAGAGCGAAACAGAACCUUUUUAGUGGACGAUACUUAUUGGAAUCGGGGCAAAUGGAAAGAUCAUUUUGAAGAUGUUCGCGUGACACAGCCUGGGCCAGAACAAGGAUGUCAACCUCCUCCUCCAGAAGAACUUGUUGCUUGCCCACGUCUCGCAAGACAUUGGAUUAUCAAUGCCGGUACCGCUAAAUACCACUUUAACCAUGGUUUCCACGAGCAAUAUGAAGACCCGUACGCUCAUAAUCUCAACCGUGACAAACCGGUGUUCGAGACUGCCCACGAAUCUCUUUCAACGACCAUCAGACCCAACGCGCAACUUAAGGCCUUGAUAACAGCUGCUCGAAAGGAGUUGUCAGAUUUGUUUGAAGAAAGCUCAACCGAGUAUAUCGCAGUGCACAUCAGACGUGGGGAUAACAAAGCGUCUGCUUGGAAGUACAGUUCUCCGGGGAUCCAGGUGCCAACCCAAGAGUUUGUAGAUGCCACGUCGGAAACAUGGUCUCGCCUCAACCUCUCGCAAUCCCAAAUUUCGGCUCACAUCGCCUCCGACUCUCCUGCUGCGAUACACGAGUUCUCAGAGGCACUAGACAAGCAGUGGAAGGUGUUCUCGCUAUCACAAAGCAAAGAUCCGAAUAUCAAAGCUCUGGCGAGUCCAGAACAGUAUUUUCAAAACAAUUUUGAGAAAUUGUAUGAUACAGAGGAGCGGGUCAACCUGACGAGGGGGAUUGUGGUUGACUUGGCGUUACUGAGUGGUCUCUGGAGUGACGGCGAAAUCAAACCUCAAGCGGUUGUGUGUACCAUCCCCUCCUCAAUAUGUAAAAUAUCUGCCAUAGGAUUUGGAUGGGAAGGUGCCUUCGGGCAGGUCAAUGAACUGGGAGACAUCGAUCAGCAAGGGAAGAGAUGGGUUGAAAUAGACGAGAAGAGUAGUAUAAUCCCAGUGUGGAGUGCUUUCAAUCUUUUUAACUAGAGGCGGGAUUCAGAGUCAGUUCAGACUUUUUUCCGACAUUGGAAAGUACUUUUCCACAUUACAUAUACACCAU
Molecule: messenger RNA, 1817 nt
Organism: Marasmius oreades (fairy-ring Marasmius)
Lineage: Eukaryota; Fungi; Basidiomycota; Agaricomycetes; Agaricales; Marasmiaceae
Exons: 7
Coding region: 50-1744 (564 amino acids)
Biological process (GO): protein N-linked glycosylation
Molecular function (GO): alpha-(1->6)-fucosyltransferase activity
Source: RefSeq, a predicted model, not a curated record